Messenger RNA from Zygosaccharomyces rouxii, 2064 nucleotides. Its product is annotated as Yap1802p. Gene Ontology annotation, cellular component: clathrin-coated pit; clathrin-coated vesicle. Bases 1 to 2064 code for a protein of 687 amino acids. The transcript has a single exon. Gene Ontology annotation, biological process: vesicle budding from membrane; clathrin coat assembly; clathrin-dependent endocytosis. The record is from RefSeq and is a predicted model, not a curated record. Lineage: Eukaryota; Fungi; Ascomycota; Saccharomycetes; Saccharomycetales; Saccharomycetaceae. Gene Ontology annotation, molecular function: 1-phosphatidylinositol binding; clathrin heavy chain binding; SNARE binding.
AUGACUACUUAUUUCAAACUGGUCAAAGGGGCCACUAAAAUUAAGAUGGCCCCGCCAAAGCAGAAGUACGUAGAACCGAUUUUGCUUGGUACGACGGACCCUCAUGAUUUUUCUGAAAUUGCUAAGGCUCUUGAUGAAAGGAUAAGUGAUACCGCAUGGACUAUUGUUUACAAAUCGUUAAUGUUGUUACAUCUAAUGAUCAGAGAAGGCGAAAAGAAUGUGGCUCUUAAAUACUACGGUGGACACACUUCAUUUUUCGACUUGAAUGAAAUUUCCAAAUGUGCCAAGUGGUCGAGUGCGGACAUUAGAGCAUUAGAACGUUAUAAUCACUAUUUGAAAGUGCGUUGUCAAGAAUACGCCCAGAUUGGCGUUGAUUUUGUCAGGGAGUCUCAUUCAUCUCUAAAACCUGGUAAUGGUAGGGAUGUAGGAGUGGCACUAGAUAAUGUAGAUUCAUUAGAGAUACAAAUUGGAGCAUUAAUUAGGAACCGUUAUUCGCAGAUGGACUUGCAAAAUGAUAUGCUUUUAUUUGCGUUCAAACUGUUAGUUCAGGAUUUGUUGGCAUUGUACAACUCGUUAAACGAAGGUAUCAUUACGUUAUUGGAGUCAUUUUUCGAAUUAUCACGCCCAGAUGCCGAAAGAACGCUAGAUUUGUACCGUACUUUUGUCGAUUUAACGGAGUAUGUGGUUAAAUAUCUAAAGGCGGGCAAAACUGUCGGUUUGAGGAUCCCAGUUAUCAAGCAUAUUACCACGAAAUUGAUAAGGUCUCUGGAGGAACAUUUAGUGGAAGAUGGCAACCUACAUCCUGCAUAUACCGGUGCCAACACCGCAGGCGCAACCUCAGUUGUAGGUACGGGUAUUGGUGCAGCUUCUCCAAAUGUUAAUAACAGCGCAGCUAAUUCAAAUGGUGAUUUAAGCAUCGCCCAAAAGAAACUGGAGCAAAUUAGAGAGCAGAAAAAAUUGCUAGAGCAUCAACUUAAGAACCAGCAAGUGCUCGUGUCUCCAUCGAUACCUCAACAAUCCUAUAAUCCAUUUGGUUCUACAACGGACUCAUUUUCUUUCGAGGCGGCAUCUCCUCAAAUACCACAGGCGACUGGAAAUCCAUUUUUACAACAGGCGCCAACCCACUCACAAACCCAGCCGCCUCAGCAAAGCCAAUUUGCCUAUUUGCAACAACAACCAACAGCGACGUUGCCAGCUUCCACUACGACACCAGAUCUUUCCUCACAACAAACUGGAUACUAUGCGACUCACCCUCAAAUAGCAUCUACUUUCACUGGUGCAGGCUUCGGAGGCUACUCAAGUCCUCAACAACAACUGGGCACAAAUCCAUUUGGCUUUGCUCAGGAUGUAUCUCCUGCUAGAGCUAAUCCAUUUUCUCACCAGCAACAGCAACAGCAGCAGCAACAAGAACAGUUACAACAACAGCAUACUGCACAAUUGCAACAAGCUCAGUUACAAGCGCAGCACACGGCUCAGUUACAAGCGCAGCACACGGCUCAAUUACAAGCGCAGCAUACGGCACAAUUACAGGCCCAACAAGCCCAACAAGCACAACAAGCGCAGCAAGCACAACAAGCGCAGCAAGCACAACAAUUACAGGCGCAGCAAGCACAACAAGCACAGCAGCUACAAGCUCAACAUACACUACAGCAUACGGGUUCAUUCAAUCCAUUUGGGGGUUCUCCGUUCGGAGGCCAUUUACCACAAGUGCCUGAAGUGCCUCAGAUGAACCAACAACAGCAGGCAUCUCAGCUGCAACAUUCUAUGCCUACUGGUUCUUUUGCUGCAGCUCCGUCUUUACCUAAUGCGCAGCAACCACAACAGGGUUUUGUUAGCCAGCAUGCGACCGGUUACAAUCCUUUCCAGCAGCAACCACAGCAGCAGCAGCAGCAGCCACAACAGCAGCAGGUACUUCAACAGCAGUAUCCUCAACAGCAGUAUCCUCAACAGCAGUAUCCACAGCAGCAGUAUCCGCAGCAGCAGGCGCAACAAUGGCCUCAGAUGGCUCCUCAACAACAACAACAGUUCGACAUUUAUAACCACACUAAUUUAAUUGAUAUAUAA